AUUUUUAAUUGCUAAUUAACUCCACUUCAUCGAUACAAAAGAAAAAAGAAAAAAAAAAAAAGAAAAGGAAUAAAGAAAAAGGACGAUUUGUAAUUACAACUAAACGAAUAAGAAUAAAAUAAUGAACUCUACGAAUCAAACAGGUUUUGGAUUUGGCUCAACAGCCCCUUCAUUUGGUUCAGCUUCCAACACACAAUCUUCUGCUGGUACAUUGUUUGGUGGCUCAGCCACUAAUAAUUUAACAACAACAGGUGGUUUAUUUGGUUCUACUGCAAAUAAUAAUUCUGCUGGAACUCUAUUUGGUACAAAUACAAACAGCAAUUCAACAGCAGGCACAUUGUUUGGUGGCUCAGCUACAACAACUACACCCGCUUCAACAGGGUUUGGAGGAUUUGGUUCAACACCGGCUACUUCAUCAACUUUUGGAACGAAUACAUCCACAGCUACUGGUUUUGGAACAACAACUGGGGGAUUUGGAGCAACUUCACAACCAGCAGCCAGUAUAGGCACUGGUUUUAGUGGAUUUGGUAAUACAGCUGCCACAAAUACAUCAGGCUUUGGUACUUCAACAACAACGAAUGCUAAUAAUAGUUUUGGAGGAUUUGGUUCUAUGGCCAACACUAACAAACCCUCUUUUGGAGGCUUUGGAGCUACAAACAAUUUAUUUGGUAAUAAGCUUCAAACACAACAAAAUAAUAUGUUUGGUCAACAGCAAAUGGGUGCAGCACCUGUUCAAGAAAAAGUAUGGCAGGAGCUUGCAUUGAUUAGAGCACGAUUUGACCCUACUUCACCACUUUGUCAAUUUAGACACUAUUUCUAUAAUUUAGUACCAGCAAAUGAAAUACAUCUGUAUGUUCGCCCUCAAAAUCAAGAUGAACAAUUAUGGAAUGAAGCUGUUCGCAAAAAUCCAGAUCCUGCAAAUUUAGUGCCUGUUUUAGCUAUUGGAUUUGAUGAUAUCUUAAAGCGUAUGGAAAUUCAAUCCAAACAACUUGAAUUACAUCAAGAAAAGUUGAAAGAAGCAACAGAAAGAUUAUCAACAGUACAGCGUCAAUAUUUACUUGGAACAUUAGUCAAAUUAGAAGAGCAUAAACGUCGCCAUACAUAUUUAACACAAAGAUUACUAAGACUUCUUCGAUAUAGUCAAGUACUUCGUUAUAAGGGUUUCCCAUUAACUGCAGAUGAAGAACAAUCAAUGAAUAAACUAUCUCAAAUGAUCAGUCAAAUAGAUAAUCCAGAACAGCUUAAUGCAAAGUUAGUAACCUUAUGGAAUCAACUUCAAGCCAUUAAAGCACAAAAAAGUGGUGAACAAGAUAGAAAAACUGAGAUCUGGCGUACAGUUAAUGAAGAAGACACUAAUAUUAUCGCAAAGGUGUUGGAGGAUGAACAAAAAGGAAUUAAACAUGUUACUAGCAUAUUAAAAUCAGAUACGAAAGAAUUAGAAGACAUUGAGACAAGAUUAAAAGAAAAGCGUAAAGUAAAGAGUGACAGUAAUUAUAUAUCAAGACGUCAAACAUAAUAAAAUAAUAUCCUACACAU
Messenger RNA from Cokeromyces recurvatus, 1536 nucleotides. RefSeq names its product nucleoporin complex subunit 54-domain-containing protein. NCBI's taxonomy places the organism in Eukaryota, Fungi, Mucoromycota, Mucoromycetes, Mucorales, Mucoraceae. Gene Ontology annotation, biological process: nuclear pore organization; protein localization to nuclear inner membrane; NLS-bearing protein import into nucleus. Gene Ontology annotation, molecular function: structural constituent of nuclear pore. The transcript is spliced from 7 exons. Bases 122 to 1516 code for a protein of 464 amino acids. The record is from RefSeq and is a predicted model, not a curated record. Gene Ontology annotation, cellular component: nuclear pore; nuclear pore central transport channel.